This is a messenger RNA of Drosophila albomicans, 841 nucleotides long. RefSeq lists its product as uncharacterized. Lineage: Eukaryota; Metazoa; Arthropoda; Insecta; Diptera; Drosophilidae. The coding region runs from base 231 to 482 and encodes 83 amino acids. The transcript has a single exon. The record is from RefSeq and is a predicted model, not a curated record.
GACACUGCGUUGUUGUGAGUAUGCAUGUUAAUAUUGCAUCAUCCUUUAUGUGUGCUGUGAUUGGUUGUCUGCAUUUUGUAGCUUUGAGAAGAGUCGUUAAUGCGGGGCGACAGCGUGUCGCCGCUGUCGCCGAGUGUGGUUCGAUGGCUCAGGCGUAGACAGUGAGACGAUCGAGAGGGCAGUGUGCUCUAGAAUUCGCCUGUGAAAGCAUCGGAACGCGCUUCGCUGAAAUGGACAAUCAAGCUUCGGCAGAUCAAACUUCGACAUCAGAAGUGGAAUUCGGCCCUGAACAAUCUACUGCAAAGGAUGUCUUCGCGUUGCUAGAGCAGCAAAACAGAAAUUUUUUGGCAUUGCUUAAGGGGCUACAGACGCCGGCGAGCGAGGUGCAACCUAGUAGCGAGAUCUGCUUGCCAAAAUACAAUCCGGACAUUGCAGGUGUGGAUGCCACGCAGUGGGCCGCUACUGUCGAUAUAAUCUUAUAAACAAAACCGUUGAGUGACAGCGCGCUAAUAUUAGUGUUGUGUAAAGCCUUGGAAGGCUCAGCGGCCCAGUGGUUAUCACAAAUUUGUUACCCAGGAAUAACCUGGUCACAGUUCCGGCAAUUAUUUGAGCAGCGUUACGAAACAUCGGAGACGCCAGCCGCUGUCAUUUCGAAUCUACUUAGCAGCCGUCCAAGCAAUGGUGAAAGCUUGCCCGUUUAUGCGAGUCGCUGCGUGACGUCACUAUGUACAAAACUCCGAAAUUUGAGUUUAGAACAAAUUGCCAUCGCGUUGGUUCUGGGACACAUGGGUAAUUUCGACCGACGUUUGCAGCGGACGCUACAUACAACGCAUAUAACUAG